AAUGGCAUCAAGACUUUUAAGGAGAUUCUCUUCACCAAUUAUGAUUAUUCGUAACAAAUCGAAAGAAGUUGCAAAAGACAAGAAAGAUGAGAAAGUAUAUCAACUUUGGGAGUUCUUUGACAAACCUGAUAAUUGGGGUAUGAAGGAAUUGUCACUGUCUAGAAGGCCAGGACGAUCUUGGACUGCCGAUGAACUUCGUCUUAAAAGCAAUUCUGAUUUGCACAAACUUUGGUAUGUCCUUUUGAAAGAGAGGAAUAUGCUUCUUACAAUGCGAGAAGCAUACAAGAUUAGACAUAUGGAAUUACCUAAUCCUGAAAGGGUUGAUCGAGUUAAAGAGAGUAUGGACAAUAUUGAAGUUGUUGUGCAUGAACGUAACGAUGCAUAUUUAAAAUUAGAAACUGGCAAAAGUGCCUCUCCACCCAAAAGAAAGAUUACAUCCUUUGCUGGUUUUACCUAUGAAGUAUCGGCAAAUGAACAUUAUGGACAACCAGAUGUGAUUGGAGUCAAGAAGGAAUAUGAGGUUCCUAUGCUAGACGAUAAGGCCUAUUUGUUUCAGAAAUUAUGGAAAGAAAAGGAACACCUGAAAGAACAGAUUCGACUUCAGGACGAAUAUUUGCUUGAGGAUCCAGACAGAUCUGAAAAUCCUGAACUUUUGCGCGGACUUAGACGACAUUUCGAUCGUGUAGAAGAUCUUCCAGAACAAGUAGUUGCUAGAAGAAGGAAAGAAAAGCAGAAUGUUGAUAAAAUACAAGAAGAAAAGGCUAAUUAA
Messenger RNA from Meloidogyne enterolobii, 769 nucleotides. The record is from the annotation of a GenBank genome assembly. NCBI's taxonomy places the organism in Eukaryota, Metazoa, Nematoda, Chromadorea, Rhabditida, Meloidogynidae.